AAAACCAAACAAUAGAUACAUUGCAGCUGCCUUAUUCACUUGAUCUACACAAUUUGCAAAUUUCCAACUCAUAUAUAUUGAGGACUGAUCACAUAUAUAUCGGCUAUAUAUCAUAAUAUUGUUGUACCAUUUACAGCACAAUCAAAAUCAUGUCCAUUAAUACAAUCACAAGUUCUGCAUCAAGAAGCUGCAACAGCUACUUCAACAAUGGAGCAACCUUCCACAAAAUUAACACACUCUCACACAUCAAACUGUUGAAAAAGAGUGAUGAACUACCUCCACUUUCCUUCAACUUCAACACCAAAUACGAAAUUUCACGAGUUACUCCUAUCUCAGCAUCUUCGCCAUCGUCUUCCUCUUCUUCUUCUUCGCCGAGCCCUUCUUCCUCCUCUCCGUGGAAAAAAUGGCUAUGGGGACUUCUACUAACCGUGAUCCUGCCUGCAGCUGGUCACAAGGGAGGGCUUCUAAUAGGCCUCAAAGGCAAGAUCGAUCAAGCCAUAGAAACGGUGGAGCACGUGGCGGAGGUGGUGGAGGAGAUGGCGGAGGAGGCGGAGAAGAUCGUGGAGGAGGUGGAGGAAAAGCUCCCCGGCGACUCCAAGAUCAAGAAAACACUCGAAUCAUUUGAAAAUCUUGCUAAAAUUGCUGUUAAGGAAGCCAAGAGAGCUGAAGACAUUAUUCACAAGGUAAAAGAUGUGGAGGAAGAGAUAGAGGGGGUGCUUAUGAAAGGUGGUAAAGAUGAAGACGAAAAAUAGGUAUAGCUCAUUCAUGGAUGAUGAUGGCAAACAAGACCAUCAUACAUUCCUUCUUUAAUUUUCUUUUAAUUAUAUUCUAUAUUUGGUUAUUAAUUAUUUUAAGAAAAUAAUAAUUUAUCAUUUUUCUGAUUAAAUAAAUUGCCAAAUUAAAGUA
Salvia miltiorrhiza (redroot sage) is the source of this 906-nucleotide messenger RNA. RefSeq lists its product as uncharacterized. The record is from RefSeq and is a predicted model, not a curated record. Lineage: Eukaryota; Viridiplantae; Streptophyta; Magnoliopsida; Lamiales; Lamiaceae. The transcript is spliced from 5 exons. Bases 150 to 752 code for a protein of 200 amino acids.